Messenger RNA from Meira miltonrushii, 2267 nucleotides. Its product is annotated as NAF1-domain-containing protein. The record is from RefSeq and is a predicted model, not a curated record. Gene Ontology annotation, molecular function: RNA binding. Gene Ontology annotation, cellular component: sno(s)RNA-containing ribonucleoprotein complex. The transcript has a single exon. Bases 30 to 2186 code for a protein of 718 amino acids. NCBI's taxonomy places the organism in Eukaryota, Fungi, Basidiomycota, Exobasidiomycetes, Exobasidiales, Brachybasidiaceae. Gene Ontology annotation, biological process: box H/ACA snoRNP assembly; pseudouridine synthesis; ribosome biogenesis.
CUGCAGCAUUCAUCCAUUCAUUCUUCAAAAUGGAUGAUGAUUCAAAACAGCUGGAGAUCGACAGCGUAAGGAGCAACAAUGAUGCAAUCAUCAAUGGGGAGCAGGCUGCAAUGGUACCCUCUGAUAUUCUUGAGGAGAAGGCAAAUGCAGAAAAUGUUGUGAAAGAUGAGGAGAACGAUCAUGUCAGACAGACGGAAAAUAUUGAAGACAUCCACGAUGACACGGCGCAAGAUCCAAUUCAUACCGAGGCUAUCGCACAAGAUACCAAAGAAACAAUCCCAGACGUGAUCGCAGACUCGAUAAAUGCUAUGCCAGAAGCACAGACAGCCAUAUCCGAUCUGGACCUAAUCAGAGCACAAAUAGAAGCCGAUGCUGAGAUGCAAAAAGUUACAGAAUCAGAAGGUAUCACUUCAGGUCCGCAAGACGAGCUGAAACGUCUACGACAGCUAGUGCUUGCUACACGAGGAAGCAAAGGACAACUGCCUCCAGGAUGGGACGAUGAAGCGGGAAGUGAACAAGUUGUUCCAGGAGAACAAGCACAACCUGGAGGGGAAGGCCAAAGUUCUGAAGAUCUGGUACAGUCUGCUUUGAAGAAAGUGGAUGCUACCCAAGUGCCAGAUUCUGAGGAGGACGAUGACAGCAAUUCUGAUUCUUCAAGCGAUGAGAGCAGCAGCAGUAGCGACUCUUUACCAUCUACAGGCGCUGGCGUGAGAAAUGGAAAACGAAGAGGAAAAGUGGUCAUGCAAACCGGAUACGAUUCGGGAGAUGAUGGUGAGGGUGGCGCAUCUGGUGCAGGAGGGAGAGGGCCAGCAACAAAGAAUGAAGUAAUUGAGCCAACUGUAGAUGUACCUCCUUACACACUCGUUCCGGAAGGUAUCGAUAUCCGUUCUUUGGGCAAGAUUCAUUCAAUCGUUGACAGUGUCGUGGUUGUUUCACAAGAUACGGGUAAAGCACCUGGAGCACAGAAUACAAAUGGAUAUUUGGUCCCUCCUGUUGAUCGGACAGGCAGAGUUGGCGAACAAGAAGGAGAAUAUAGCGUACUGGAUACUGGCAGCGUAUUGGCAUUCGAAGAUCGCAAUGUACUUGGUGUUGUGUUUGAGACAUUUGGAUCUGUUCAAGCGCCUCUGUAUGCUCUUCGAUUCGCUUCCUCCGCUCAUGUUAAUCUUGACCAGAUUCAGCUUGGCAAGCCAGUCUUUUACGUUCCAAACGGCAGCUCUUAUAUCCUAACACGUGCUCUUAGAGCAAUGGGUAAAGGUAGUGAUGCAAGCAAUAUCUGGGAUGAAGAAGUUGGAGAUGCAGAGCAAGAAUUUAGUGAUGAUGAAGCGGAAGCAGCUUUCAAAAAGAAUCAAAAAGCAAAACGAAGUGGAAAUAGCGAUAAAGAUGGAGGUAAAGGAAAGAAACGCAACGCUGAAAAUGCAUUUGCAGGUCAAAAUAGCGCUCAGGUGAAGUCAUCCGUUGUAAAACACAAUCUACCUGCUCGACCGAUGGGGUCCGCAAUGCAACCGGCCAUGCACAGGGAUGCAGAUUUGAGCUCGGCUACAAGAUCGAUGCCAUUGCCAUAUGAUGACGAUGGACAAAUAUCUUCCACACCAUUACCCGGACUAGAAACCUCGUACGAGAGUAAUGUGCUGUCCUAUUCUUCACCUUCUACUGUAGGUGCUCCUUCCUACCAACACAUCAGACCUCGUGGUGGUUCAUCGCAGGUAAUGCGUGGCCGUGGCAGAGGAAAUGGAAGAGGUGGUAUGAUAGGACACGUUAAUCCAAAUAUGAACAACUCAAGCUCGCCUGUAGGAGCGAACGGAUGGAAUACUGGUACGCAAAUGCCACAAAUGCUACAGCAGCAAGCGCAAUGGUCAGGUCAAGGCUAUCCACAACAGCAACAGCAACAAUGGCAAGCCUCUUAUGGCCAGGCAUAUCAACAGCAACCACAAAUGAUGAAUCCACAAAUGCAACAGUAUGCCGGGUAUGCUGCCACACAGGGAUAUCCUGUGUAUACUCAAGCUGUAGAACAACAAGGUGUCGAUUCUACCAAUUCAUACGAUCCUUCCAAGCCUCUGUUCCCUUAUCGUCAACAACAACAGCAGCAGCAGCAGCAGCAAUCGACUGCUCCUCCCCAAUAUUCCUAUGGGCAACAAGGAUGGCCCACAUACCCAUAUCAACCUCAGAAUGGCUCGCCACCGAAUUGAUGCAAUGAAUAGAGAUCGAUGGCAAAUAAGUAGUCUAUUGUACAAUAUUUCGUCGUUAAAUCAUGUAUUUUAAUUGUACAA